AUGGUUAUUGUGGAGCGAUUGGGGACAGGUUCGUAUGGAACAGUCUACAAAUUCUUCAAUGAAGCCAAACAGAAUUUCUUUGCCGCUAAAAUGUUCCAAGUUCGUGACUUUGAAGGAUUCGUAGCUGAGUAUACCAAAUUGCGUCUUCUGAACUCUUAUGCGAAGAAAGCCAAAAAGACCAACAUCGUUCAUUUGCUGGACUAUUUCGUUCUCAAUUUGCAUUGCUUCAUGAGCAUGGAAUAUCUUCCGUUCUCAUACACGAUUGUUAGGAAGAACUGGAACCUCCUCGAUGUUUUUAUCAUCCGACGCUUGUUGUUCCAGCUCAUCGAUGGCAUUGUGUUCUACUCGUCUUAUCCGUUCUUCUUGGUUCACGCCGAUUUAAAAUCGAGGAAUGUGAUGCUUAGAGGAACUUGCUUCGAGAAUUUUCAAGUGGUGAUAGUCGAUUUUGGUAUGGCGAACAUGGCGCACACGUUCACCCAUCAUCACAUUCAAACGCUUGGAUACCGUGCUCCGGAAGUGGCAUUUCGUUUCCCAUUCUACACCAACAUCGAUAUGUUCAGUUUCGGUAUUAUGGCACUGGAGACAUAUUGCGGAGGUAACAUCUUUGCGGCAAAGAACGAGACCGAAAGCAUUGCUUUUAUGGAGCAUGUUUUGGGUCCAUUCACAUUCUUCCGUGAACGCUGUCCUGAUAAAUUAUUCUUGAGAAAGUUAAAUAAUAGUGCUAUGCGUAUUCCGCCAAGUUUGACAUUGAAAGAGAUUUUUCAAAUUUAUGUGCCAGAGGAAGAAGAAAAAAGAGAAGCUGAAGUUCAACUUUAUGAUUUGAUCGCCAAAUCAUUGGAGGUGGAUCCAAUGGCUCGUCUCACACCCAAGGAUGCUUACAACCAUCCAUUCUUUGCACCAUUGAGAAACAGCAAAACAGCUCUUUGUUGUGCUCGCCAAGACGACGUUGCCGAUAAUGAGAGCUACGGAACGAGCAACUCUGAGAUUUUAGACUGGCUGAAAGAUCCGAGACCCGGCAAAAGAUUACAGUAUUUGGAGCAAGUGGUCGAGCGAAAGGAAAACACUUGUGCUUUUUUUAUGUCGGUGUGCACCCGUCACUUCCUCGAGGGUACAGUGUUUGAAUUACGAGGCGAGAAGAUGAUUCUUGUGGAAACCCUCGGAAGGGGCGGAUUCGGCACAGUGUAUAAGUUCUUCAAUGAAACCACCGACACUUUCUUUGCGGCCAAGAUGUUCAAGUCUUCAGAGUUUAACGAAUUUGCAGCUGAAUACUCGAAACUGAAGGUUCUUAAUAAUUUCGCGCAGAAAGAAAAUAGAGAAAAUAUUGUAAAAGUGUUCCAUUGUUUCGAAAAUCAGCGGCACUGCUUUAUUACAAUGGAAUUCCUCCCACAAGAGUACUCUAUUUUGAGACAAAAAUGGAAUGAGCUGGAUAUCUACACGAUUCGCCGUUUACUGUUCCAGUUGAUAGACGGUAUCUUAUUCUACUCGGCGAGUCCUUUUCACUUGGUCCAUGCGGACUUGAAACCCGAAAAUCUCAUGCUCAGAGGCAGCGAUUUGCAGAAUUUUCAAGUUGUCAUCGUCGACUUCGGGUUAGCGGAUCGACCUCACGUGUUCGGCGACAAAUUUGUGCAGACAAUGGGAUAUCGCGCACCAGAAGUGGUUUUCCGUAUGUCUUAUGGCAAACCAAUUGAUAUGUUCAGCUUUGGCAUUAUUGCAUUGGAAACUUAUUGUGGCGGUAAUAUUUUUGGAGCCACGUCGAACGCCAAUUCGAUCACUUUUAUGGAAUAUGUUCUUGGCCCAUUUUACGAAUGCCGUAAGCGAACCCGGGAUAGGACACUUCUGGCAUCUCUUCAAGAAAAUGCCGGCAAAAUUCCGCCCAGCUUCUCCCUGAAAGAGAUUUUUGGCAUCUAUGUGCCAGAAGAUGAGCAAAAAAGAGAAUGCGAAAUUCAAUUAUUGAAUCUUAUUGAGCAAGCGUUGGAAGCGGUGCCAAGCCGUCGUCUUACAGCCAAGAACGCGUACAAACACCCUUUCUUUUUGCCGCUCAGAGACCAAUGA
This is a messenger RNA of Caenorhabditis bovis, 2052 nucleotides long. Lineage: Eukaryota; Metazoa; Nematoda; Chromadorea; Rhabditida; Rhabditidae. The record is from the annotation of a GenBank genome assembly.